Molecule: messenger RNA, 16695 nt
Organism: Hyaloperonospora brassicae
Lineage: Eukaryota; Oomycota; Peronosporomycetes; Peronosporales; Peronosporaceae
Source: the annotation of a GenBank genome assembly
AUGUUCCUCCAGCGCUACGUGCACGUGGUCCUGGACGCUGUGCUGGGCAGCUACGUCAAGAACAUUGACCCCAAAGCUCUCCAGAUCAGCGUAUGGAAUGGCAAAAUCGAGGUCGAGACCGUGGAGCUCCAGCCGGACGCGUUUCCACUGCCAAAGCAGAUGCGACUCGUCAAAGGGACUCUUCGACAGCUCCGCAUCGACCUUCCGUGGACAAACUUGGCCAGCCAACCCAUUCGCGUCGAUAUACAGGACAUGAGUCUGCUACUUGAGGUCUGUGCGGACGACCGCGCGGCGUCUGACGCUGCGGAAGUGACACCAGAAGAGCUGCGACGCGCAGCGAGGAAGAAACAGCAGAAGCUGCAGCGCAAACGUGCGGCCAUUGACGCUGUCGAGAAGGCGACGGAGUUCAAUGAACAAAACAGUACGCAGACGGCUGUGGGCCAGAGCUGGACGCAGAGCUUUCUUUGUAAGCUGCUGGUCAAGGCACUGGACAACGUGCAGGUGCACGUGCAGCAUCUGCAUGUGAGGAUGGAAGACGCAGUGUCGGAUCCCAAAUGCCCCUACGCCGUAGGUAUGACGCUGGAAUCCAUCAUCAUCAAGUCGGCGGACGAGGGCUGGAACUACACGAUGGUUGGUCGGGGCGCUUCCCUGCAGCACGGCAUGUCGUUCAUUCGAAAAAAGGUGGACGUCAACAAGUUUGGCAUCUACUGGUCCUUGCCGUUGGUGCCAGUGCCUGAAACAGCGUUGAGUGAUGCGGAGGCAUUUGCUGCGUUGAUGACGAGUAAUUUUGAGCCGAUAAAGAAGAAAAACAAGUCGCAAGUGGUGGAGCCAGUGCUGCCUCCUCUGGCAAAAAAGAGCGGACCGCAAGACACGGCGGGACCAGCGCUCUUCAAAUCGAUUGACUACCUCGUGCACCCGCUAACGGUUUCAAUGAAACUGACUGUGAACGACGGUGAUGCGAAGUUGCCCAUAACACAUCAAGAGCUGAGUGAGCGUGUACUGUCGAGAAUCGGGACGUCAUGGAUGGUGGAAACCAUUGAUGCCAUUGGCGAUGACGCGUGGAACGACUUUUUGAAGACCAUGCCAAAGUUGGCGGGAGAACGCAAGUAUACGCUGGGUUUUGUGUUCUCGGAAGCGUGGUCGGUGGCAAGAGAUCUUACGGAAGAGGAAGACGAGAUUCCAUCGGUGUUACAUUUCAAAAGAGCUCUGUCAAGCUGCAUGCAAUGGUCUUUGGAAGAGGUGAAUCGCGUUGAGCAGUGUAUUGUCAAAUAUCGUGAGGCGGUCGUUCACGUGAUGGAAGAAAAGAGUACGUACAUUGAUGCCCAAGCUAGUAUCGAUCAGAUCAAUACUUCGCUGCACCGUCAGCAGUACCUGAGUGCACUCUCCUUCAUUUCGUUUUUCACUGUAAUGCGUCGUCAAACUCGGUACCUCGCGUUGCGUCCGGAUCGAAUUCGUGUGAGAAACAACCCGAGAGCAUGGUGGAGAUAUGCGAUCAAUGCUGUGUUGCUGGACGUCCGGGAGCGUUUAGCUCACGUGGAUUGGGAAGCACUAGAAAAGAAGCAACGGCAAAAAGACCGGUACAAGGCAUUGUGCAUUUUAGUGGAACACAGUGCGACUGCUGCAGCCACACUCGUUCCGAUGGACGUGCGCUUGAUGUCCAAAGAAAUGGCACGCAGCGAGCUAGACGACCUGGAAUAUGUUAUGGAUGUUCAAGAAUUGAUCAAGCUUCGUCGAACUGUACGAAAGGAAAUCGCCGACAAGGAAAAUGAGAAGCAGAUUCUACAGAGCAAGGGCGAAAACAAUCACAAGGGUGGUGGGCAUCUCCAUCUAGAUUCUGAAGUUUCCACUGGGUCGCGUCUUUGGUCGUAUGCCACAUGGCUUACAGGUGCCGGAGGAGCAGCACAUGAGUCAGGCACUCAUGGUGCUGGAGGGGUGAGGGCGGAGGAUGUGAAAUGGAGUGAACAAGACGCUAACGAUCUUUACGAAGCGAUCGAUUUUCAUCCUGACGGAAAGAAGGAGAGCAUAGAUUCGAGCAGCAACGAGAUCGAAGAUGUGGCUGGACGAGAGAAGCAGUAUCUACAGAACCACCAGCAUAUCUUGUAUCGCUUUCAACUUGCCCUACAUCGGGCCAGCUUCGAGCUCAGCCUUGAGAAUGCCCACACCGAUGCAUGUAGUCAAAAAGGAUCGACCAAAGUGGAGACACCCUCAUCAUCGUGCCUGACGGCUUCGCUAGAUGACGUCGAGAUCCAGUUCUUGGUAAGACCGUCAAGUUUAGAAUUGGGCCUUCAAUUACGCGACGCUUUGUUUUGCCAGGGCCCUAGGCUGCCAAUUCACGACGAGUCGUCACCAGGAAAGCGAUCUACGAGUUUGUCUGGAAAAGGCUUUUUCCUCCAGCGGAUGGAUAUCAACGAGGUAGUAGAAUACCAUCCAGUCGGAGUGCAGGAUCAAAUGAGUAGCGUGCGACUUCGCCAUUGUGAGAAAGAGCUACCUUUGGUGCAGCUUAGUAUUGAAUCCGUGCGCCAGUGUAACACUGGAAUGGCAUCAGACGCAAUGAAUGCCAACGAAGAUGACGUGCAGAUCACAAGCGAUGUCGCACUGCCUGCUCACCUACUUAUUGUGUCUCUCGUGACACAGCCAAUUCGAUGCAACGUGAAUUUGAUGUUCCUGCUGGAUGUGGUGGCCGUGUUUUCUCGCCCAGUGAACGUAGAUCUAUCCGGACUUGAGCACAGUGCGUGGAAAAAAGCGCAAAGUUUGCAACGUUCUAGUGCUGCUCAGCUGCGGGAUGCACUGGCCCGGAGGACGAUGGUUGAAGUGCGCCUGGACGUGAUUUCUCCUCUGAUCAACAUUAUUCAGGCAACAUUGCCGGACACUGGAGUUUCAAAUAGUGACGAGGUGAGUCUGUUGGUUUUUCUUGGUCAUUUGCAGGCACAAACGAAACACCCGGGCGACGUCAUAAACGGAAGCAGAAUACCGAAAGAGCUGGGUGACUACAAGAUGGGAACAAACGCGAGCCAGAAAGCUGCUUUGGCCCCGUCGGAGGAAAGCCUGUAUGACGUUCUCGAGAUCAGCGUUUCUGGCAUUGAAGUACAAAUUAUUGAUGGUGAGAACAGCAGUGGGGGUAACAGGGUGUUUCUAUCUCGAAUCCACUCUCGCAAGAAGUCUGCGUGGCAAUACUUGCUGGAAAAGACGUCUCUGACGUUCAACUUUUACAUGAGCGUCACGCCAGACGACCCAAGCAUUCCUCUUCUAAAGCUAUCUGGUGGAGUCGACCAAGUCAAGCUGAAUUUAUCCGCGACAAGUUUCCGCUCCUUAGUGCAGCUACUGCAUUCGUUUGGGGAGAACCUCUCACUUUAUGCUAAGCGCCGCAUGGGAAGAAAUGUGACCGCCGCCGCCGACACUACAGACCACCCCGCCCGCGGCACUGGGUAUCUAGCAACAGCUGCUUCACGAUGCAGCAAGCCGACACUCAUGCGGAAAGCUCUCUCUUACAUCAGGCCCGAGGAUGCCGAUUUGUCCAACAACAAUUCGUGUGGAAGAUUCACUACUGCGUCCGACAACAGUCCUUACACAGGUUUGGCACACGGACUUGCAAGAAAUUUUCAACUCGAGCGACAAAAGACAUUUAGAGAAAAGGAAAUCGACGACAACGACUUGCUCAAGCUGUGGAAACGUGUGGUUUGUCAGCUUCAGUUCGGAAUAGGUAAGAUAAUUCUCACGUUGCAAGUCCGCGAUCGAGGAAAUGGCUCCGGGAAAAUCGUGCGAGUACUUGCAAUCGAUAUAAGCACACGAUUGCAGGUACGGUCUUACGAUAGAAGGCUAGACUUUGCACUUGGUACACUCUUGGUGGAGGACAUUCUUCUCUCGAGGUCGUCUUCGUCGUCAAAAGUGGUGGAAACAAAGCGGUUUCUCAUGAAAUCGGGAAACCACGAAGUAGUAACGGAUCCAGAACGAAAGUCAGCGGAGGAACCUGUUCUACCUCCCUCUUCGUCGGAACAGCUGAUCCAUGUGGCAAUCACAGGUAUCGCUUCCGACGCUGUGAUGCUGAAGGACAAACAGCUAUGGAAGCGUGUCCGACACUCAGCACUUUCGUCGUCUUCUGGCAAGGACUCCGUUUGGCAAGAUCCGCUUAUCACUGCACUAUCCGUCGAUGCUAGCUUGCGAGUAUUGAAGGUUGACGUCUACCAAGACACUCUCGCAGACGUCUUCGUGUUCUUUUUCGGACAAAGCAAGGAAGACGGGGGUGCUCAAAAACAGGCUUUGCGCCCACCCCUUCUGUCGUUACGAAGCAUCAGUGAGGGAAGCACACCUGGCAGAAGUAAAGUAGCUGCCAGCGUAGACGAGCAAACUGUUCUGUCGCCGGUGGAUGAUGAGGUAAAUGAAAAUACGUUUUCGAGGAAGUUGGGUGUGUGGGUGACAUCAUCGUUCUUAGACAACCAUCUUGGCGCCAGCCCUAAGAAGGAAGACGAGCAACAAGCAACGGUGAAUAACGGCUGUGGCAGCGUCGAGGAAAAUCGGCCAGCCUCGAUGCAGUCUCGCCUUCAUGUGGAAGGUUUGUCAUUGUAUCUUCAUUUGGAUGACAAACAGAGACCGGAAGGGAUGCCAUCAGCGUUUGCUAGUUUGACUGCACAGCAAUUCUGCUGCUGUGUACAGCGGUUUCCACUUUACAUGAGCAUUUUUGCCUACCUGAACUCAUUUAAAAUCUACGAUGUAUCACAAUCGGAUCAGCAUUUUAGUGAGAUCGUUUCUCAUGGAAUCCCAUCCGCUAAACGGAGCGACGAUAAAGUGUGGAAUACUCGCGAUGCUACGUGUGAAUACGAUGGCGAUAUUGCAGUAGGUCAUGUUCCAACACAGUGCGAUAUUCUGAACCUGCUUGAUCAUGUCCCUGCAGUGUUUUCGUGCGCUAUGCAGUCUUAUGGUGUGGACACUAUCCAAGAAGCGUGGCAUCCAGGCUACAGUAGCCGGUACACUGUGCGUCUAAAAUCGCCGCGGAUCCGUUUUCUCUACAGUUUCGUCGAUGAUAUGUGUAACUACUGGAUGAAGGGCGUUCUGUUGACGACAGUACAGUCAAUCUUGUCUCGUGAGCAGACGGAUACACAUUGGGAGGGCGACUUUCAGCUUGCCGGGAUCCAAGGGAGUCCAGCACUCCAGGUGGGUGACGAAAGGGAGGAAGAUGCGAAAUCACAAGCAUCGUCGAGUAAGUUGUCGGGUCCUGAUGUUGUGUCGAUGUUCCCGCUCGUCGAUAUUCACCUGGAAGAUGCUGUGUUGGAGAUGCCCCCUCAUCGUAUGUCAUUGGAAUCGCUGUUAGUACGGUUUGACACAUUCCGGGCAUCCAACAAAGGCAUUGCUGAUAGUUUUCUGGGCAUGGAGAAUCGUGUUGUGGCAAAAGUGCUCUUAAACUCGUCAUUGAAGCAGCUGCAACUGGACAUGAAAGCGCUUCGGAUUGUUUCAGUUAUUUUCAUGGAACGCAAUGAUAUGGAGAAGCGUUUGGAAAAUGGUGGGCUCAUAACGCAAAGUUUGUUAGGACUUACGAACUACUCACUGUCCGUAGAUUUCCGCUCACACGUAGACAUAAAGGUGAGCAUGUGUUGUAGCCCUGUUCGCUUGGUUUGCAAUCAAGAUCAAUACGCGUUCGUGUUGAGAGUACCUUUCCAGAACUACCGUGAACGCACCCGGUACAGUUUCUAUCCAGAGUCUGAAACACCAGUGAAAGUUGCAGCGCGCGUUUCUUCUCGCCGAUUCUUCUUACAUCGCAAUGUCGACGGGCUUUCAUCGUCGUCUGGGAGGGCUGUAGAGGACGGUGACGAAGCAAGCGACGGAACGAGUGCGUCUGGGGUUCCAGAAGUUAUAGCAGACCGCCACAUCAUGCUCAACCUCCAUGUUCCUGAAGUUACGAUGGAAAUCUUGCAAGGGCAGCGCGGCUAUCAUCCCUCGAGCAGUGGUGAUCUUGACAUGGCCGAGAAGAGCAAAAUGAAUGACGCUUCAAUAUGCCUGCUAGCUCUCUUUGUAUUGUCAGCACGCGCCGAUUUAGUCAAUCAAAGACUGACGGCCGAUGUUGACUUGGAAGGUGUUCACAUUCGAGAUUCGCGGGUACAAUCGAAAAUGUCAGCCUCGUACCGUGAUGUUGUUGUGUUUGAGCGGUGCAAGAAUGGGUUGCCGAAAGUAAUCAAGCUUCAGCUGGUGCGCGAAAGCUUUGAUGUGGACGUAUCGACGGUAAGUUUCGACCCGCAUGGAAAGAGGUUGCAAGCUUCUAGAACGCGGUUCCGGAGCGCCUCGUCUAGAGCUUCCGUAGGACUAUUCGGUUCAGAGCUCUCUCUAAGACGAACCGAUUCUGAAAUUUCUGCCCACUCGUCGAUCUCGUCGACGGUGGCAAACCGUGGCAUGCAUACCGACAGAUCUAUCGAAAAGGAGCCUCCUGCGCUAGUUGGAGUGGAGGAACGAAUUGAGUUGGUGAUUGAUGUAGCAGGGUUUAAGGUCAUUCCAUCCAACAUUCAUUACGACCUGAUUCGGUUUUUGACAUCGCCUCCGAGCUGGGGUACAGAAGACGUCAACUCUGUGAGUAGUCGAGGUACUGAGGAGAAGGGAAGGACUGACUUGGAUGAAACAACGGUGGUGCCGCCAACAUAUCGGCGGAUUCGUUUGGAGCUGAACUUAGGCCCAUCCGCGUUUCUGUUUGUGGAAGAUCCUCACAAACUCAAAUCUCGAGCAAUAGUGCUGUCAUGGGAGUCGUCAUUGAUUCUGAACUAUCUCCGCCAAACAAAUGAAGAUGAAUGCUCGCAAGUCGAAGGCAUCAGCAAAGAGUAUCCUGCACACAGCCGUAACCAGUUGCAGUUUUGCGUUGCUCUCGAAAAUAUAUACGCAACUUCGCGAUUGUCUGAGGAAAGCAUCUGGGCAGCUGAGCAAGCUGCAACAGCGGCAUCUGCUGAUUGCUUGAAGCCUAUCGGCAUGGAGAGUGUAUUCCAAAUCGACCUUCGCUCUCACUUUCUUCGUUUUCAAACUACAUUCGACCGCGUGAUGGAGCUGCGCUUUGGCUAUUUGGAUUUUUGCACGAUGCUCGCAGCUUUCGAGCAUAUUCUACGCAGGCCAUCAACAGCCAGUCAGUCAAGUGCUCAUGGGGGCCAGAAUCGGCGGUCAAUGUCCGGCUCGUCCAUAUCGUCGCUUUCAGGUGGGGGCGCGGAUAGCGAGACUACGUCGUGGAGUGGGCGUCGACAAUCUCCGUCGUCCCCGCGUUCGAACCUCGCACUCUUUAUGUCAAGGAAACGUGAGCGGCAGUGCACCGCUGCUCUCUACGGUACUUCUCUGAUCUACUUGGUGUCCGCGAGUUUCCGUGGACGUCUGGAGACACGGCCAGUGGUUGGAUUCUACAACUCGACAUGGCGCAAGCGGUACCUUGUCUUACCAUACACAGCACAGCAGCGUCAACUGGUUCAAAGUGUGGCAUUUCGGAUAUUGCCAGCAUCCGAAAGUCGACGGCAGAUUGGCGACGAGGUAUACUACGGUGAUAGAAUAAUCUUGGAAGCUGUGGUCGCUACAGAUGGGGACAACACCGAGGGGAAGUCUUCAAAAGACGCUUUGCUUUCUAAAGAGGAAACAUCUGAUGCAUCACCCACCGCCAGCAAGGACACAGCAAAGCUACCACAUUCCACUCUGAUUCAGAAGUACGAUCAGCUUGGUGCCAAUGGUUACCUAGGCCCUGAAGGGUCUGCUGGAGUGUUCGAGACCACGAUAUGGAAGCAUGGAAGCACAAUGUUUAACUCAGACAAGAGUGUCAUUUACGACCGAGAGCUCAUCGUGUUUGAGGAGGUCACGAUAUAUCGCUCGUUCAGUAAAGGCAAAACCUUUGGCGCAUCAAAUGAUGCAGGACAGCAAACGGAUUUCAACUCCUCUCGAUCAGGGCAUCAAGCUGAGGGUGCCCACACAGUAGACGCAACAAGCGCGCGAGGCGGUGGUUAUCUGAUGUUCAAUGGUGUUGGCGACGCACCCAUUCCGUUCGCAUUAUCAAUCGUAUCGGGCACAUCUGGAGCUGAAUCCUCACGGCGCGAGAAAAACGGUCUACCUGAUGCGGAUGAUGUACAUAGUGCUAGCGAAGCCCCUGAUUCGUUGGAUGAUGCUUCAGACCCUGCGCACGUUUCGGGCGAGACCCCAGCGGCCUCGGCAAAAUCUGGGAAGAAAAAGCGCAAAUCGCUUUUCGCGCAUGCCUCGUUCCUUGACAAUUUGAAAAUAUUGGAGUUUACGCUUCCAGGUGUGAACGCGACAAUCGUAAAUGACUUUCACAACAUGCUACUGCCGCUGCUUCAUUUCCGUGUGGCGGCGCUAAAUGCAGACAUCAGGGGAAGAUUGGAAUACAAAUUUACAGCGUUGACAAGUCUGCGUUUCGGGAUUCAAGCUUACAACUCUCAACUGGCUGUUUGGGAACCCGUACUAGAAGACUUUGAGAUGAAUAUGGCAUAUCAUGGAAUGGGCGGUGUAUUGUGCGACUAUUGCAUGUCAGAGAGGCAAUCAGUGUCUCCUACUGGUGCCGCGCUGCGCUGCGAUGGUAUGCCACUGUGCCUUUUCCGCUCUUCUCGAACCGAAGUGUUUACCAAUGCGGCCGCGCAUUCAUGGGAAUCCAAGAACUACAUUUAUCGUGAGCUAUUGGAGCAGCCUGACGUCCAAGAUGGUGCCAAGUUGGCAAACGCCUUCAUGAUUGUAGCAAAAGAUGACUUCAAUAUCAACGUCUCGCGGAACGUGAUUAACGUGCUAGUGCACUUCUUUGCACUGGUGACCGAAGUAACUGCAGCAGACGAGGCCUUAUCAUCGCGCCUCGGGCCGUUCAUCUAUGUGGAUAAUCAGUCCGGAAUUCCAUUUGUUGUGGCAACGCAUCCUUUGUCAUCUGCCGCUGCAAUAAAUACAGCUAGGGGGGCGUCGUCUUUGUCCCGGAGGCCGACGGGAUCAAUUGAAAUGCCUACUGAUGUUCCAGGUGCUGACACCAACGACGAAAUCAUGAAGGCAGGGACAGCAAUGUUCAACAGCCUCGCUUGGAGUCGUCGCCGGCUAUCAACAAUGCUGAGCGACGUUUCUUCUGCAGAUACGAAGUGGAUCCGAGUCGAAAGCGGGGAGCGAGUUGCUACGGAAAUCGUAGCACAUGAGGCACCAGCAGGGUGUGUUACAUCACCGCUACGUCGUUUGUUGUGGCUAAAGCCGCAGUCUCACUCGCAAGGAAUAACCUCUUCAAAGGCGAUUCCUGUGCCGAUCGGAUAUUCAAAUCGAAGCUAUCUUCAUCUGGAGAGCAGCGGCAAGCAACACGAAUCAUGGCAUGGAGAAAGCAUUAUUUGUGAGACAGUUGCGGAACAGGGCACACUCGUGCUGCGGCUUCGAGGGAAGGUGCAGCUGACGAAUUUCUAUGAUAUACCGAUCCAAAUCAUCUACAACGAUCAGCGGGAGGAGACAAUCGAGCCUGGUGGUAUGGCAGCCCAUUAUAUUCCCAUUCAGUAUCUUGAUUCGGGGAGCAUCGCAUUCCGUCCACUGCUGUCCAACGGAAAGGUUCAGCGUUCGGACGCUCUUUCAAUCGCAUCGCUAUUGCGUUCAAAUGACUUCACAUGUUGUGGUCGCUCAAAGCGCCGUCAGAAUGUAGGAUCUCUUGAACUACGAAAAGCGUUGACUUUUUACUGGGAUGUCCAUCCAAGCACUGACGUAGAAGAUGGUGCAGAUGCUACGUUCGAUGUGUCAUUGCCACCGUUCCAAGUGAUCCUUACUGCAUUGCGGAAGUCGGAACGUCACGAGACAACAAUAACAUUACGACCACCAAUUGUUUUGGAGAACCUCGUGCCCUACGAACUCUCCUAUCGCACGGUGUGCAUGAAAUCGGAAGCCGAAGUCGUGUGGGUGGCAAAAAAUGCAACUUCUUUUUCAGGUGCAAACGGGAAGGUGCCGUCUGGAAGCACUGCUUGUCUUGCAGAAUUGGAUAUAUUGGAGCGAGAUUUGAAGAACGGAGAAGUCGUGCAAACACCGACAGUGGUCGGACUGAGCCUUGCACUUCCACAGAUCGAGCUGCGAAGAUUCUCAUGUUGGUCGAGCGACGCGUUUAUUUACGGCUGUCAAUCGUUUUGUGAGCGGAUCGAAUUGAAUAUGCGCGAUGACAGUGAAGCAGAAGCUCCCACGAUUGCAAAUAAACUUACUAUAUGCGUUGAGGUUACACAGCUGGAAAAGCUACGGUCCCGAUCUCUAAACACGCUCUGCCCAGUCGUAUGCCGAGUGUUCACCGAGUACUGGCUGAUCGAUCGGACGUCACUGUCGCUCGCAUUCUAUACUGCAGAUGAUUACCUUAUCCCAUCCAACCAUCCAAGCCGACUGUAUGAGGGCAAUGAAGACGCUGACGAUAACUCUUCCGCUGUGUCGCUGUCGGUAUUCUCGUGUGAGAGCAAGCAAGUUGUAUCAAAAAUGAAGAUCGGCAUCAAGGGGGACGCAGGCGAGCGUGAAGUGCAAUCCGAACCAUUCGACAUCAGUGCUGUGGGAGUACGUGGGCAAAUUCUUGUACCAACCAACCGGUCUCGAGAUGCUCGAUACUUGCUGUCUACCAUCACCGAGUUUGGAGCAUUGCCUAGUGACAUGAAGUCGACUUUUACCCAGUAUGAGUUUGGUGUGAUGAUCGAGCAAGGCCCGGAGAAGUUUUUGCGAUCGCGUGUUGUGACGUUAGUUCCGCGAUAUUAUUUUAUCAAUACGUCCAGCAAGUUCGAAAUUCAUGUUCGGCAGGAGCGCUCAACCGACCCGAACGCAGUGGUUGUGCUGCUCCCAAAGGAAAGCAAAAUCUUCCACUGGAGCGAUUCACGAUUGCCACAUCGAGUUCAGGUUUGUUUCGUGCUACCUGAUAAGCGUCAGGACACUCACAACCCAGUCUCUUUUGUGAACUCGUCGCAAUGGACCGCCCCAUUCGAGCUGUCGUCAGUGGGUAAUUUCGUGCUUCGCGUGAAGUCGAAAGUCAGACCAGCACCACCGUGUCUUCCUGGGUGUUUCGAUGGAGGAACCUCGAGUCAGAAGCAAAUUGAAGAAGUUGAAGACGCGGACAUGCUGUGCGAUGAGGAUGAUGAGCACAACGACGCAGGGCGCAUGCUGACCGAGGGAAUUCAGCUGAACGUGGCAGUUGAGCUUCAUGACCCUUCCUUUUUGGUGUAUUUGGAGGAAAGCAGCCCGUCGGCUAACGUCUCGCCACCAUCAUUGUCUGAAUACGAAGCGAACCAUCGGAAGCAUAUGCUGAUCAAUAAGCAGAAAAAAGAAGAUGAAACCUUUGUGCCGUUCAAGAUCAAGAAUGAGUGCAGCAACUUGGCGCUGAUUGUGUGGCAGAAAACGCUUCUAAAAGAUGGCAAGGGAAACGUAACGAUCGGCUUUGAGGGUGGUGAUUCUGUGCUACCGUUUCAUUCGAUCGACUAUGUGCCAUUUCGCUUCUCUGCAUUCCCGACGGUGUUUGUCCAAGUCCAGAAGGUGGCUGGACUGGGCGUUAAAGCAUCGCGCAAAGAGCGCCCGUUACGUGGUCGUCACAGUGAUCGACUGGAUCGGAAGUCCUCGGCAGAGAGAAAGAAGAGUGGUUCAGCAGAAAGUGCGCUUUCUCGAGCAGCGACGUUGGAUCAAACCCACGUGGUUACAACUUUUGAGGUGCAAUUGAAAAAGCUCCAGUGUCUUCCAACAAUUGAUGUGUCUGAAGGCGCGACAAAGAAGCGAUUGUGGGCCGAAGUGUUGCUGGAUGAAACGACGAAAACUUUGCUGGUGACAGACAUGCUGCCAGGUUUCUCGGGUGAGCACAAGAGGCGACGACGCGCAAAUCUUCUUCGAAGUUGGAAGCGCUACAAUAACUCGAUUGUCUUUAUUUCGCAUGUGCUCUCGGCACAUGCAGCUCAUCUGGCAAACGGAUUAAAUGACGAUCUGGUACAGGGAGUGCGUGCAUCGAAAAAGUGUGUACGCUUUGCGACAGACAUUACGAAUGGUAGGGCCAAGCUCGGCAUGGAAGAGGAUACGAGUCAAAGAGAAACGAAACAAGACAAAGUAGCUGGCAGUAUCCCGUCAUCAGACGUCGAAGGGAAAGAGAUGGAAGCGCUGGCGCUUUGUGCUCGCCUCGUAGACGCUGCACAUCUUGAAGAAGUGUUUCUCCAAGCUGGGCGGAGCGACUUGACAUCGUGUCAGCCGUUCAUUACGUUCAAGUUGAAGACUGCAGAGCGAGAAGUUCGGACGAAGCUUACUCCCCAGUCUACGACGGUGUUUCCGCGUUGGCUGCCUGCACUACACUCAAAGACGACUUUGAGCACUUUGGUGUUAUUUGACGACGGUGAAAAAACCGAGGGGGAGUCGAACCACGAGUUUGGUGCUGACGUAGAGAUCAUUGUGGAGAUACGAGAAGCGGACAAAGUUCUCUUUGGCUCGUCUGUCGUUGCAGCUACACGUAUUCCGUUGCAGGAAUACUGUGCUGCUGCGAUGAUCUCUGCUAGAAGUGACGCAAACUACGAGGCACCAGUGGUCGAGUUUCUCGCGCCUGUGCACUUAUUUCAGACAGGUGGAGGACGGCCUCGCUCGUUAGGAAACGAAACACGAAUCCGCUUCCAGAUGUGUUGUCGACGAACAUCCACGGCUCGAAGUGCUACUUCUGAGCUCAAUGAAGGGGGGAGUGAGGAUCACGACGCGGUAAAGGAGAUAAAGGAUAUACUAUCUGCAUACCAGCUGAAGAAAGAACUGGACUUGUUGGUGGACUCUAAGUCGCAGCUUAAAAUGUUGCUCGAGCACGAAGCAGUUGAUACAUCGACCAGCGGCAGCAAUAUCCCAGCAGCGUUGCGCGCAGUGCCAGAUUGUUCGUCCGAAGAAGAGAAGAAGAGUAUGACUCUUUCACACUUCGUUGCUAGCAUAGAAGAUGAUUCUGGUGGCCCCCAUAGUCAAAGUGCCAACUCGACUCGGGGAUCGGCUCCCUCAGUGACUACAGAUGGAUCCGUAAGCGACGGUGCAUAUGAAGACAUGAUUGACGAAAAGCGGUUGACCGCAGUUCUGAUUGGCGUGUCAAAUCUGCAAAUUCCCACAGAGAUCAUUCGAAGCAAUUUCAAACACACGCAUCGAAAAAUCGAGCAGUUGGAGCCGAAGGUGUAUUGCACGAUCACGUACCAGAAGUCAACACGCUCGGCGUUGUCAGCAGUUGCUAAGGCUUCGAGCAUAGCAGCAUCAACAGAGCAGGAUAAGUCUGAUGACAGCAGAUCCGUAUCAUCUGGGGAGACAUCUACGGCAGAAUCGCCAAGCAAUCAUGCUCAUCUGCAGCGGGUCCGCACACACGAGUUCCUGCGAGGCCAGACACUAGGACUUGAUCUUGUUUAUCGAAAUGGACGCGUGCUCGUUCAAGGUGUAGUUUGCGACGGACCUUGCGGAGCUCUUGUUUACGAAGGUAAGAUCCGCAUUGGUGAUACGGUGGUCGCAGUCAACAAGAAAUCCAUCGUGAACCUUCAUCGCGACGCAUCAUUUGCAGUGAUUGAGAAGGCCAUGCAUUGGGGAGAAGGUAUUGGAAGCCAGAUUCAAAAUCAGGCGCCACGGUCGACAUUUACGUUGUCAUUUCUGUAUCAGCCCACGACGUCUCCGGCAUUUAGCAACGCGAGACCUCCGUGUGCGCAGCCUCUGUAUGAAGAAGCUGGCGUUCGGAAAUAUGAUGCCGAGUGGAAUCGAAGGGUGGAAUUUGUCGAAACGCCAAACACUAACUCCGCUGCGGAAUCGGGCGAAGAGCAGGUGCUUGUGCGCGUGUACUUGCGCAACGAAACAUCCGAUCAUGGUCUCUCGGCGUCACAGGAAUCUAGUAUCGUGCCGUUUCUGUACUUCUUUGGUGAUGACGCUAUGAUGGACCACCUUGAUCAUAGCAAGCAAGAUUCGCGUUUUGACGUACUUCUAGCGGAGUGCUGGGUACCUUUGCCGCCAUCUUCUCUCUCUGAUGCAGGAAAUCUGAUGUCGAUGCAAGGAAACCCGAUGGCUGAACCAUCCGCGCUUACGUUUAACGAAAGAAUCUGUGCGUUGUACUCGCCUCAGCAGCGUUCGCGGCAACACUCGGCAUUGGAAAUGAUCGGUCAACUGCGGCUCGCCUUGAAGUGGGAUUUCAUAAACCCGCUCCGUGCCGCUCAUCAGCAGCGAGAUCUUAGCCUCCAUUUUCAGCUAGAAGUAGCGCGCAUUUGCAUCUCGGUUGUCGAUGAUGGUGCAUGGAGUUCGAUGGCUUCAGCAACGGGUCCACAAGAGCCACGAGAGGUACUCUGCAUAUCUCUAUCCGACCAGAAUGCGUCAGCAGGCGUCCAGUUGAGCUAUGGUCAAAUAUCGGACGGCAAAAAAGUGAUAAAUGCCCGCAUUGGGCACUUCCAGAUCGAUAACCAGCUUCUAGACACCAACUACCCUGUUCUACUGCGUCCGAUUCGUCUGCUAGAUGCGCAAAUGCAAGAAGAAGGCUACACAAUGGCGCGUGGUGAAGGAGGAAAAGAGAGCGUUGAAAGUGGACAGGUGGAGACCCCAAUGCUAUUGCCGACGCUGCAGCUAAUGGCAGUCUUUAGCCAUCAGCCGAACGUGGUCCAAUUCGAUUACAUUUUCGGUCAGCUGCAAGAGUUAGAAAUCAAACUGGAAGACGCGACGUUCGUCGCGUUGGCGCAUGUCUUUUCUGGAGUGAAAUGGUCGCACACGGCUUCGGCUUCGCGCACGAGUAAGCAAAGCAAGCGCUCGGGCGAUGGAUUUGGCUCCAAUUUGGCACUCAAGCUCCUGGAGAUCGAAUGGUCGACGCCCACAUUGCUCUCCACUGCUGCAGGUAAACGCCUGGACAGCACAAAGAGUGGUGGAGGAGCGAACAUGAAGGUGCUUUUGCGAUGGCUUUUGCUUUGUCCUGUAAAGGUCAACGUAACGUUUACAAGUACUGCAGAUCGGUCGCUCUUGCUGUCACUGCUGUCGCCAGAUAUGUCAUCUGCGCUAAGCACGCUCAUCAGUGCAGCGGCGGCUCUUGUGUCAAACUUGGACCAAGCACCCAUCCGGAUACCGGAGUUCUAUGUUGAGAACUUGCUGGAGACAACACACACACUGGCGUUCUAUGCCAUGCAGCAUUACCUGCACCACGGUUUGCGCAGUUGGUAUAGCAUCAUGGGUUCGGUUGAUUUCUUGGGAAAUCCUAUCGGUCUUGUGAGCACGCUGGGCACCGGUGUGAAGGACUUCUUCUACACGCCAGCACAAAUGUUACUCGAGGACGAGAACGGCUUACGCAUUGACAACUUGCGAACUGGCAUGACGAAAGGCUCGAAAAGCUUGUUGCGGAACACAGCUGUAGGCAUCUUUCACACGACUGGCAAAAUCACUGAGACGCUUGGCAAAGGCGUCGCUUUGUUAGCGAUGGACGAGCAGUACUAUGUGCAGCGACAGCGUGCUUCCACACGGCAAAUCAAGAAGAUCAAUGACAUUGGUGACGCUAUCGCAGAAGGCAGCAAAGGGCUCGUGGGCGGCAUCUGGGAUGGAAUCAAAGGUGUAGUGGCUGCACCUGUGCGUGGUGCAGAACAAGACGGUGCGAGCGGAUUUGUCGUGGGUAUCGGCAAAGGCGUUGCGGGUUUGAUCGUGAAGCCCACGGCCGGUUUCUUGGACUUGCUUACCAGUCUUUCACGAGGAGCGAAGACAAGUGCACAGUCGUUGGAUGGUACCGACCGCAAUGCGUACGACGUCGUCACACGCUUCCGGUUGCCACGCCGUAUCUGCUCGGACGGAGUUCUCGUUUCCUAUAGCGAGCGAGAAGCCCGAGGAUACGCUGUGUUGCUGCUGACGCCGCUGGACGCUACGGACGACUAUGUGUACCAUGUGGACUAUGGCAUCGAGCCCCACCGUGGGCUUUUGUUACUCACAGACAAGCGCCUCAUUUGUUUGAGCGGCAAGACGGGCCAAAAGCUGUGGGAAAUAGCGCUGGACUCGACGCUUGCAAUCGUUGUCGAAGGCGCUACACUCAAGAUCGGCCAAAAUACGUCGCCGUCUCGGUCGUACAACAUUGAGUGCGACAGCGAGGUGGCGGCAACGAACUUUCAAGUAGCCGUGGAUUCAGCACGGGUAGAUGUAUCGGCCACAAGGUACUUGCUUCUGAAUCUUGAAAAGAGCCAGGAGGAGUCCCGGAUUGCUGGUGGCGGCCGCUUCAGCAGUGCGACGACAGGCAUAUUGGUCAACGAUGAAGAUCGCACGGAUCUGCAUGUGCUCAUGGAAAACGUGCAAGACACGACAGUCUCUGGAGUCUCGAACGAUGAUCUCCGCUCGCAGCCUCUACGUUCCGUGCGUGUCGAAGUGUGUCAUUUGCAGAACAAGGAUGCCCAUGCCAAUGUCCCGGACCGUGCAAUCGAUAAGCUGCUGUCAUUCAGCGUGUUCCUGAUUCAGGUGUACGGAGGACCUUACCAGUGGACGGUGUUCCGUCGAUUCAGCGAGUUCCGGGAGAUGUAUGCGAAGCUGGAAGGUGCAGGGUAUGUGCUAGAUGGUCUCCCUCUGCUACCGCCGCGAACGUUUCUCCCCAGUACGCGAGCUCCGGUGGCGAAGCAUCGGCAGGAGGCGCUGAACAUGUUCCUACAGGCGGCUAUCAUGCAUUCCGACAUCAGUCGCAGCGCAGCCAUGCUCGACUUUCUCACACGCGAAGCCCGCGAAGUGCGUGUGAGUUUGCCGCCUCUAUCACCUGCUGGCGAAAGAGAAGCACCGCAACGUGGAGACUCGCCGUGA